AAAGUACACAUUUCCUUGGACACAAGUUGUCAUAAAAACCUUUGCUCUUGAAACUCUGCGUUUUUAUUUUUAUUUUUAUUUGUAAAGCUGUGAAAGUCCAUCCUCUUAGGCAAAGCCUUCUAAAUCCUACGCUACCCUCUUUCUCUCUGUAGAAUAUCUAAGCAGCAAAGUGCCAAUCUUUGGUUCUUCAAGGGGUCUCUGGCUUUGAGAUUGCAUGUGUCAAUGCUCCUGUGCAUCAAGAAAUAACCAGUGAAGAAUCAUAUGAAAAGGAUGAAACAGUGAUUAUUAUGUCUGAGCUGAUUGAAGGACUUCCUGACGCUGUUGCCCUGAGGUGCCUUGCACGGGUUCCCUUCUACCUCCAUCCUAGGUUGGAGCUUGUUUCUCAUUCGUGGAGAGCUGCUAUCCGUAGCUCCGAACUAUUUAAAGCUAGACAGGAGGUUGGAGCAACAGAGGAUCUAUUGUGCGUGUGUGCUUUUGAGCCUGAAAAUUUAUGGCAGCUUUAUGACCCUCUCCAUGACCUUUGGAUUACGCUCCCUGUUCUCCCCUCCAAAAUUAGGCACCUUGCCCACUUCGGUGCUGUUUCCACUGCUGGAAAGUUGUUUGUGCUUGGUGGUGGCAGUGAUGCUGUUGACCCCUUGACUGGUGACCAAGAUGGGAGCUUUGCUACCAAUGAGGUAUGGUCAUAUGACCCUGUGACUCGACAAUGGUCCCCUCGCGCAUCUAUGCUUUUACCUCGUUCUAUGUUUGCAUGCUGUGUUUUGGAUGGAAAAAUUGUUGUUGCUGGUGGUUUCACCAGCUGCAGAAAAUCAGUUUCUCAAGCAGAAAUAUAUGAUCCAGAGAAGGAUAUAUGGAUUCCAAUACCUGAUCUCCACCGCACCCACAAUUCAGCUUGUUCAGGGGUGGUGAUUGGAGGCAAAGUUCAUGUCUUACACAAGGGGUUAUCAACAGUCCAAGUCUUGGAUGAUGCAAGGCUUGGAUGGACGGUUGAGGAUUCUGGUGGUCUCCAAGGCCCAAUGGCAGUUGUUAAGGGUGCGUUCUAUUUAAUGAGUCAUGGAGUAAUCUUCAAGCAGGAUGGGAAAAAGGUGGUUGUAUCAGCAUCUGAGUUUCGUCGGAGAAUUGGGUUUGCAAUGAUUGGGCUGGGAGAUGAGAUUUAUUUUAUUGGAGGAGUUCUUGGCCCUGACCGGUGGAACUGGGACAUUGAGCCAAUGUCUGAUGUUGAUGUACUGAUGGUAGGGAGUGAGAGACCAACUUGGCGCCAGGCAGCUCCGAUGACAAGGUGCCGUGGAACUAUUUUUGGGUGUACACAGCUGGUAAUUUAGGUCUCUUAUUAUUUGUUCUUGUUGUUCCUUCUUGUGAAAUUGUUCUCUUGUUGAGAGAACACAGAUCCCUCCUUUUUAAAACACAAGGAAAUGAGCUAUUUUCUAAGCUACCUUGUUUUGUUUGUAUCUUUUAAAGCCAUAAUCCUUGGCCUUAUUUUCUCUUCUAUUGCUUCUUUGUAGUUCUGACAGGAAGUCCUAUUUAUAGAGGCAGCAUUCAAAGUCUA
This is a messenger RNA of Quercus lobata, 1543 nucleotides long. Its product is annotated as Galactose oxidase/kelch repeat superfamily protein. Gene Ontology annotation, molecular function: protein binding. The record is from RefSeq and is a predicted model, not a curated record. The transcript is spliced from 2 exons. The coding region runs from base 288 to 1319 and encodes 343 amino acids. Lineage: Eukaryota; Viridiplantae; Streptophyta; Magnoliopsida; Fagales; Fagaceae.